Molecule: messenger RNA, 312 nt
Organism: Protopolystoma xenopodis
Lineage: Eukaryota; Metazoa; Platyhelminthes; Monogenea; Polystomatidea; Polystomatidae
Source: the annotation of a GenBank genome assembly
CCGGAGCACAACGAGGAGGUGCGAAAAAUUACCAUGGUGCUGGAGCUAUGCGAACUCCUUAGUGAAUUGGCUGAACGCCGGGCAUCAGCUCUGGCUGAUUGCACUGCAGCCAAUCCUCAGGUGGCUACGAUGCAAACGACUACUCCCAACAGCAUUUCGGCCGCUGCUACCCCCAUUGCGGUUGUUGCUGAAAUUGCGACCUCGAAUGGGACAGCUGCCCAGGAGUCAUCCAGUUCUAUUGGUAGGUUUAUUUUACUUUCAGAUUUUCCAAGCAUUAUGGAUAAAUUGAAUACGAUUACUUGCAGACGCUGA